CCGGCGACCCGGGCUCCUCCGCCCGCGGACCCGCCCUGAGCCCUCGUCGUUUCCAGCCGCCGGUUAUGUGGCAAGCCGAGUAGGGGAAGCGAAAUCCACCGCCAGGAGAGAGAAAUGGGGCCGCAGCGCCGCGGUGACACCGCCUAGAUCACCCCCUCGCGGUACAGGCAGCCCCAGACAGGCCCAGGCCUCCCCUGAGGCUCAGCUGCGGGCUCCCAGGCCUAGGAGUCCAUGACACCUAUGCUGGAGGCCCCACCGCCGCAAUUGUCUGGGCCCAAUGCCGGUCAUGCCCAUCCCGCGCCGGGUGCGCUCCUUCCACGGCCCCCACACCACCUGCCUGCACGCGGCCUGUGGGCCCGUGCGCACCUCCCACCUGGCACGCACCAAGUACAACAACUUUGACGUGUACAUCAAGACGCGCUGGCUGUACGGCUUCAUCCGCUUCCUGCUGUACUUCAGCUGCAGCCUCUUCACGGCCGCUCUGUGGGGAGCCCUGGCCGCCCUCUUCUGCCUGCAGUACCUGGGCGUGCGUGUGCUGCUGCGCUUCCAGCUCAAGCUGUCUGUGCUGCUGCUGCUGCUGAUGGGCCGCCGGCGCCUGGACUUCCGCCUGCUGAACGAGCUGCUCAUCUAUGCCAUCCAUGUGACCAUGCUCCUGGUCGGGGGUCUGGGCUGGUGCUUUAUGGUCUUCGUGGACAUGUGAGGGCAUCGGCUUCUAUGGGCUUUCAUGGUGCCCUGUUCUGGUUCUUCCUGGCUGCCUGGGGCUGGCCUGGGCUUUUUCUGUCCCAUCCUGCAGGCGAGGCCUACAGCACAUGCUCCCACGAGGGAGCCAAAAGGGCUGAGACUGCUCGCUCAUGGGGACCCUGUCCCCUUCCUCCCGCUGGCUCUGUGCUACGGUUCCUGGGUUCCAGUCCAGGCCCAGCAGCCCUCAGGGCCUCCUGCCUAUGGUUCUCAUGAGCACUUUUCCAUGUUGUCCUCUGGGGUGGCCCAUCUGCCCAGUCUGCUCGUGAGACCCGUGUCACCCAGAUCAGCGUUGGGCCCCACCAGCGAAGGGUCCUGGACACAGAGGGGCCUCCUGGCUUCUCGGCCCCUUCCCACUCACCACUGUUCCCCCACCCCAGCCUCAGGGACUGGUCAGGGUCCACUGGCAGACACCCCACACUGCCACAGAGCUGUCCUGAGGCUCAAGAGUCGCUUGGGUUGGUUCAUGCAGUCCAGCAGUGUGCCAAAGACAACACUGGCGGGUGCCUGGGGCAGGACCCCCGGGAGCACAGGCCUUGCGUGCCUGCGCCCGCAGACAGCCCCAGGCCUUCACUGGGCAGGCGCGCUGAGAACAGCAGUGCAGCCGGGUGGCCUCUUUGGCUUUGGGGCCUUUGAUUCUCUUUCUCUGUGGGGUUGGGAGCUGCCUGUCUCCAGCAGAGGGCAGAGGUCUUGCUGGGACCCACCACAGAGAACAUAGUACAUUGUCUCCUAGACUGGCAUGUGCAAAGGCUGUCUGUAGGCCGGUAGCGGCUCCUGGUCUCUCCCAUGGCUACUAGAGCAUGCCAGACGUGACAUAGACAUGGGCCUAGGAGAGUGUCCGCCCCAGAAGCACCCAGACCCCUGUUCUGGUCUUUGUGGGGGGUGGAACAUGGCACCUGAGUGUUAGUGAGAUGUGGGAGUGGUGAGGCUGGGAGUCUGUCACCGGGCUGGUCUGAGGAUGGUAGUUGGUCAACACUUGCUUCUCCCCAAAUUGUCACCCUUGCUCCCAAGGCGUGGGUGUGGCCCCUGUGACCCAGCCUGCCGGGUGAGCCAGUCACUGGGGGUCUGUGAGGACAAUGUGCACCUUGAAGAGAAAGUUAGGAAAACCCAAACAGGUAGGGAAAGCAAAAAACACUGGCUGCGAAGCAAGCUCUGUAAUUCGCAGCCAGCUUCCGUUCACUGGUCUAACAGAAGGGCUCUGUAGAAGAUGUCCGUCUGAGUUCCGGGGCGGGCAGGUGAGGAGCCUCCCCAGUAAACCCUGCUUCUUGCUGCAGAGAAUCUUUUGCACUAAAUCAUGCUCCUUCCUCAAAGAAGUUUUGUUCUGUGUUAAUCAGCUUGUGAUACUCAGCGCUGCCGCAGCCCUUGCUGGAUGAGGUAGUAUUUGGGGGCUGGUAGCAGAAGGGAUGCCGUGCCGGCGUGAGUGUGAGCGGCAGGGCAGAGGCGGUGAGACCCUGCUGCACGCCCCGCU
Dipodomys ordii (Ord's kangaroo rat) is the source of this 2206-nucleotide messenger RNA. RefSeq names its product chromosome unknown open reading frame, human C9orf69 (gene Tmem250). Lineage: Eukaryota; Metazoa; Chordata; Mammalia; Rodentia; Heteromyidae. The coding region runs from base 278 to 700 and encodes 140 amino acids. The transcript has 2 exons. The record is from RefSeq and is a predicted model, not a curated record.